This is a messenger RNA of Leucoraja erinaceus (little skate), 6611 nucleotides long. RefSeq names its product sphingomyelin phosphodiesterase 3 (gene smpd3). Gene Ontology annotation, biological process: sphingomyelin metabolic process. The transcript is spliced from 8 exons. Gene Ontology annotation, cellular component: extracellular region; cytoplasm. Gene Ontology annotation, molecular function: sphingomyelin phosphodiesterase activity. Bases 963 to 2939 code for a protein of 658 amino acids. The record is from RefSeq and is a predicted model, not a curated record. NCBI's taxonomy places the organism in Eukaryota, Metazoa, Chordata, Chondrichthyes, Rajiformes, Rajidae.
UGGUGAUGAAGAAAUGGUGUCAAAACUGAGCUCAGGUUUGCAGUGGGGGAAGGGUGCACAGAAGCUCAGCCCAGUAUGGGUUGUGCGGUGACUCUACAACGUCUGUGUCGUGGAAAGCAGGAAAUAAAAAUAAUGUGCAUUCGUUGUCAAAACAGACUCCUGUUCACUGUGGCUGUACUACUUCACGACUAGGCGCCAUUAUAAAUACUUCAGUUCUCUGGAAAAUUCAACAGCCACUUGUACUGCCCUAAACCAGGUACUUGUCAAUCUGUGUGUAGCUUAGUCAAAGUUUAAUAAUCAGUGAAGAGUGAUAAUCAAUAAUUUCCAGCUUCACUACAGGAGAACCCACUGUUGCACAGUAAGAGAAGAAUAUUAUCACUUUGUGAAAUUCGCGAAAAGAUUUGGAUUAUCCGUUCACUUUUGGUCAUUGAAUCGCAUUGACCUUCGGUCACAGGGAAAAUAAGUGGAACCCAUGGUUGGACGCUGCAGAGACUAAACUGAAUGCUGUUGGUGGAAAGGCUCUACUUGAUAUUGUUUCUGAAGCACUGAGAAAAGUGGAGGUGGAUGGGGCAAUAGAUGAGUGGAGAAGGAAGGCUGAGGUGGUGCAGCUGGGCUGAUCAUGCAAAAAGGUUUCCCCAUCGCAAUGUAAGGAGCUGGACCGAGUGCUGAUCCAGGUGCUUUCCUGCUGCCAUUCCAAGAAAUGAGGUUGGAAGCAGAAAUAUUUCCCAUGGACUUUGGAUGGAUCAACGGAAACCAAACUUGAAUGGAACCUAUGUGUGCCGAUUUGUGAGACGCCUCUCAUUAAUCACAGCCAUUUAUCCUUCUUCAUAUACCCUUGAAAAGAAAAUGAUGAAGUUGUCUCCCAGAUGAUUAAUGCCAGGAUCAUCUGAGAUGUUUAUUGACACAGUGAUGGCUCGGGCAUGAUGUAGGAGCUCAUAAAUUGCAGCCAUCAUUCUGUUGCCAUGGUUUUGUACACGUCUGCUUUUCCAAAUUCCUUCCUACAAACCCUUCACUCCCUGGCCUGGGGGCUCAUAUUUCCUUGCUACUGGUUUGCCGACCGGUUGUUGGUGUCCUUCCUGCCUACCACCUAUGAGAAACAUCAAAGGGGAGAUGAUCCAUGCUACCUGAGGGCACUCUGUCUCACCAUUGUCAUUCCUGUCUGCCUGGCUUUGCUGCUCACCUCCCUCCCAUUCGCACUGGUGGGUUUUGUGAUCUGGGCCCCUCUCCAGUCUGCCCGCAGACCCUAUGUUUACUCAAAGUUUGAGGAUGGCUCUGAGACCGGUGGGGCAACAGGGCCGGGCAACUGGAAGGCAUUGGGUGGCAAGAGCUUCUGCUUCGCCACAGCCAAUGUCUGCCUCCUGCCUGAUUCUUUGGCCCGCUUCAACAACCUCUCCAACACCCAGCUGAGGUCCUGCGAGGUGGGCAGGAGAAUCCGGAACGGUGCCAGCCGGCCCCAGAUUAAGAUUUACAUCGACUCCCCGACCAACACAUCCAUUAGUGCUGCAAGCUGGAGCAGCCUGGUCUGCCCGCACCCCAAUGAGAACAACCGGGCAAACAGCACGGGGAUCAAGAGGACUUCCUCCAUGGAUUACAAAGGGGACAACUUCAUUGGAAACUGCAGCGAGGACAGCAAGGACUCCAAGCUGGGCUGGGAGCAGAGCGAUGGGGACAGCAACUCCUGCAUUGUCCGCAUCUGCAGUGAGGAGGCAACGUCUUCGGCUGGCAAGGAGGCAGACGCCUGCAGUGUGCAGGUCACCAUAACCCAGCCCACGGAGCCGGGAGAAGUUGAGACUGAGGACCAAAACGACCAGACCCCAAACCACAGGCAGAAGGAAGGAGACAGGAGCAGCCUGGAUAGCAACAAUACGUCCAGAGAAUCCCUGAUCAAGUUCAGGAUCAUUGAUGGGAUGACAGACAGUGGCACCACCUCCAAUAACAAGUUUGUCCACAAGGCCUCGGUCAUGAAGAAGUCAUCCGUGAAGAAAAAGAGACACCAUGGUGAGAACUUUGACCAUGAGCUGUCGGCCUUCUUUCCCGCCAACCUGGACUUCCUCUGCCUGCAGGAGGUCUUCGACAAGCGAUCGGCGGAGAGAUUGAAAGCGCAGCUGAACCCCUACUUCCAGUACGUGCUGUACGAUGUGGGGACCUACGCUUGGCGACGCUGCUGCAGCUUCAAGUUUUUAAACAGCGGUCUCUUUUUUGCCAGCCGCUACCCAAUUUUAGACGUUGAAUUUCAGAGCUAUCCCAAUGGGAAAGGAAGCGACUCGCUGGCAGCCAAGGGAGCCCUUUUUGUAAAGGUGCAUGUUGGAACCACACCUCAGGACCAAAGAAUUGUGGGUUAUGUUUCCUGCACUCAUUUGCAAGCUCUGCCAGGAGAUGCCGCCAUUCGCUGUGAACAGAUGGACCACCUGCUGAGCUGGCUGGCCGAGUUCCGAAAAUCUACCUCUUCACCCAACACAGAGGAGCUGCUGGCAUUCGAUGUUCUGUGUGGGGAUUUCAACUUUGAUAACUGCUCCGCGGAGGACAAGCUAGAACAGCAACAUUCUCUCUUCACCCAGUACAAGGAUCCCUGCCGCCUGAGCCCUGGAGAGGAGCAGCCCUGGGUCAUUGGUACGUUGAUGGACCCAGAAGGACUCUAUGAUGAAGAUACUGUCACACCAGAUAAUCUGCAGAAGGUGCUGGAGAGUGAAGAAGGUCGCAGGGAGUAUCUGGUCUUCUCCCACUGCAAGAACCAGCCAGCUUCUCAGAAGGGGAGGAAGGUGCCAAUGAAGGGCUGUGGACGGAGGAUCGACUACGCUCUGUACUCUGAGGAAGGCCUGAACCCCGACUGGAAAAUGGAGGUGGAGGAGUUCAGCUUCGUCACCCAGUUGGCCGGCCUGACUGAUCACCUGGCAGUGGCCAUGCGUCUCUCAGUGUCGAUCAGAGAAGAGGACCCUUGACUUCCAGGGAGAGACGAAACCUUAGGGGAAGGUGAUGUCUGUGUGGGAAUGAGUGGCUCAUUUUCAGGUUCACAGAUAUGGAUGAGAUACAAGCUGACUAGGCCGGAGGCCUCCCGUUCGAUUUGAUUGUAGAAAUGAUUUAGAGGGUGGUGUUGAAGGCCAUAAUCAACACUGGUUAUUUCCAUGCUCUACGACAGAAAGCAGAGGCCUUGUUGUGGACUUCCAGAAGAGUGGAAAGUGAAAACGACGUAGAUAUUUCGCACUGCCUUAGACUGGUGCCACUCUUGAGGUGUUCCCUCUCUAUUUUGAACUGCCCAGCACAACUUUAGAUUUUGACAAGUCCGUGAAUGUGUGUUUGAUGGGGUUUUUUUGCAGAACCCUUUGUAUAACUUUUGAUGAAUCCGAUGAUUUUUUUGCUUUUUCAAUGAGCACGGCAGUGACAUCUUCGGCAUUAAUGUGUGUGUCCUGUACCCCUAAUGGUGUUAGUGCAUGUCCCAUAGCCAAAGAUGCACGUGUGUGUGUAGAGGAAAACCAACCGCAGCCAGGAAAACAUGGUUAGUUGCUGAGCUACAGGAAUGGACACAUCCUGCGGACUGUUGCUCUAACCACAUUCACCCGAGUCUUGUUGGCAAACUAAGUUUGGGUUCAGCAAAGGAAAACCUGAUGCGUCCUGUCAACUCCAACUACAUGUUGUGUUUUAGCGCAUUUAGUGGAAACCCCUUUUAAGGCCACUUGCCAGCAGAAACUGAGAGACAACUUUGAUCCCACUGGUUUUGGUGCAGAAUAUUGCAACGCGAUUUGGUUCUGAUUCAAGAAUUGUAGCCUUUAUUUUGAAAACCAGAUGCCGGCCCUGUCUGGAAUAUUAACAUUUAUGGUGAACUUUUGCAACACUGUUGUUUGCAGACAUCUUUCAGUUUUGUUGUGGGGUCAUUGAACGAUGCCGAUCACUGGUCAUCAGCCGCAGGUAUUGCCCACCCAGUCCAACUUGUUCAUCAGUCAGCGAGCACUGCCAACCCUCACAGACUGUGGCUUCUGAUGAUGAGCACUGCUGAGCCUGCCUGAGGGAUGGUUCUGGUUGUGAGCACCAUGAAUGACACAUGGACAAAGAGACAGAAAUUCAAAAUGAGGAUCCUGCCAUUUAAAACUGAAGUGCGUAGAAAGGGUGUUGAAUCUCUGGAAGUAUCUGCCCCCAGAGGCUGCAUCAAUAGAAAUAUUUAAGGUGGAGGAAUUACAAGUUACAGGACACCAGCAGAGAAAAGUUGAAGUCAGCAGUGAUCAGCCUUGUUGAUAUUGAACGGCAGAGAACUUGAGUGGCCUGGCGGCCUACCCCUGCUCCCAUUUUCUUGUGCUGUUACGACUUUGCUAGGAGACUAGUUAAGGCAAUCUUGCCAAGCAAACACAGUGUAGGAGAGAGGAAAAGCACUUCUAACCUUAUCUGGGAAGAAUUAGUUGAUGCAAGCAUGUCAGAGCACGAGUGCACACAUAUUCACUAACACUGCUUUUCGUGGAUUCCCGUUUAGUUUUUUGCCUCAUUUUCCCUCGCAGCCCAUAGUUUACUUGGCCCUGGACAAUUUGUGUUCAAUUUCAAUGCUCCUGCAAUUAUCUUUCUCCUUUUCCUGUGGUCAGCUCACAAUUCCACCAUUCUCCUUCCAUUGACUCGGAAGUUGCCAUUAUCUGGUUUGUGGUUGGCCUUGUACUGAAUGUAUAUCCAUAAAACUUUGCUAUUGAGCACUUUCUGUUUUUGUAUGUAACUAAAGGAAAUUUGAAAAAAAAUUGCAAAAUUGCAGUACAUAAGUCUGGUCCCAGCCCACAUGGGUGAGCAGAGGCAGACUGAGGCUCCCGAUCAUUGACAUGCCACGGCGCUGCGGAUCAACCAGCUACCAUGAAAUUCACCCUAAUCUGACAGCAAAAGGUCAGGUAAAAUCUGUACCAGGUGAUCGGCAAUCGCCGUUUCACUGCUUUGACUCUACCCAUAACCUCAGGCAUUUUCCUUUGUUACUUAACAACCACCAAAAUAUACUGAUGCUCUUCUGCACAAGUCCAUGGUUUGCCCUGAACCUUUCACCCAUCCCCUAUAAAUGGUACUUCAGCAGCUUGCUUGGAUGAUGGCCUACCAUUCUUCAUUGUGAGGCUAGACAAAGUAAGGACCUAUAACAUAUAACCAUAUAAAAAUUACAACACGGAAACAGGCCAUCUCGGCCCUACAAGUCCGUGCCGAACAUCUUUUUUCCCCUUAGUCCCACCUGCCUGCACUCAUACCAUAACCCUCCAUUCCCUUCUCAUCCAUAUGCUUAUCCAAUUUAUUUUUAAAUGAUACCAACAAACCUGCCUCCACCACUUCCACUGGAAGCUCAUUCCACACCGCUACCACUCUCUGAGUAAAGAAGUUCCCCCUCAUGUUACCCCUAAACUUCUGUCCCUUAAUUCUGAAGUCAUGUCCUCUUGUUUGAAUCUUCCCUAUUCUCAAAGGGAAAAGCUGGUCCACAUCAACUCUGUCUAUCCCUCUCAUCAUUUUAAAGACCUCUAUCAAGUCCCCCCUUAACCUUCUGCGCUCCAGAGAAUAAAGACCUAACUUAUUCAACCUUUCUCUGUAACUUAGUUGUUGAAACCCAGGCAACAUUCUAGUAAAUCUCCUCUGUACUCUCUCUAUUUUGUUGAAAUCCUUCCUAUACUUGGGCGACCAAAAUUGUACACCAUACUCCAGAUUUGGUCUCACCAAUGCCUUGUACAAUUUUAACAUUACAUCCCAGCUUCUAUACUCAAUGCUCUGAUUUAUAAAGGCUAGUAUACCAAAAGCUUUCUUUACCACCCUACUAUAUGAGAUUCCACCUUCAAGGAACUAUGCACGGUUAUUCCCAGAUCCCUCUGUUCAUCUGUAUUCUUCAAUUCCCUACCAUUUACCAUGUACGUCCUAUUUUGAUUUGUCCUGCCAAGGUGUAGCACCUCAUAUUUAUCAGCAUUAAACUCCAUCUGCCAUCUUUCAGCCCAUUUUUCCAAAUGGCCUAAAUCACUCUGUAGACUUUGGAAAUCCUCUUCAUUAUCCACAACACCCCCUAUCUUGGUAUCAUCUGCAUAUUUACUAAUCCAAUUUACCACACCUUCAUCCAGAUCAUUGAUGUACAUGACAAACAACAACAAAGGACCCAACACCGAUCCCUGAGGCACCCCACUAGUCACCUGCCUCCAACCCGACAAACAACCAUUACCAUCAGUCUGAAGAAGGGUUUCGGCCCGAAACGUCGCCUAUUUUCUUCGCUCCAUAGAUGCUGCUGCACCCGCUGAGUUUCUCCAGCAAUUUUGUGUACCAUCCACCAUUACCCUCUGGCUUCUCCAAUUCAGCCACUGUUGAAUCCAUCUUGAUACUCCUGCAUUUAUACCCAACAGUUGAACCUUCUUAACCAACCUUCCAUGAGGAACCUUGUCAAAGGCCUUACUAAAGUCCAUAUAGACAACAUCCACUGCUUUACCCUCGUCAAUUUCCCUAGUAACCUCUUCAAAAAAUUCAAGAAGAUUAGUCAAACAUGACCUUCCAGGCACAAAUCCAUGCUGACUGUUCCUAAUCAGACCCUGUUUAUCCAGAUGCUUAUAUAUAUUAUCUCUAAGUAUCUUUUCCAUUAAUUUUCCCACCACUGAAGUCAAACUAACAGGCCUAUAAUUGCUAGGUUUACUCUU